Messenger RNA from Hydractinia symbiolongicarpus, 1574 nucleotides. Its product is annotated as melanocortin receptor 5-like. Gene Ontology annotation, biological process: G protein-coupled receptor signaling pathway. Gene Ontology annotation, cellular component: membrane. NCBI's taxonomy places the organism in Eukaryota, Metazoa, Cnidaria, Hydrozoa, Anthoathecata, Hydractiniidae. The transcript has a single exon. The coding region runs from base 203 to 1204 and encodes 333 amino acids. The record is from RefSeq and is a predicted model, not a curated record. Gene Ontology annotation, molecular function: G protein-coupled receptor activity.
GUUAUUAACGUUAAUUGCUUUUCUAUUCUUUCAUAAAAGCACAAAUUGUAUGCCAUAUCUUUGUUAUUAUUGUUAGGCUGUAGGAGUUAUAACCAGUGUUACAAAAGAAAAGCGGUUUAAUUGUAAAAUAUUAACCUUUCAAUCUUGUUUAUGAGGUAUAUCUUUUUUGUAAAGUUAUCUGUACGUAGUAGAUUAACGAAACAUGGCAUCAUGCAAAAACGUAUGGGCACCGACAGGAUUAUCAAUUUUUACAGCAACAUCAUCCGCUAUUUUUGCAAUUAUCGCCAGUUUAGGGAAUAUGUUGAUUGUGGUGGUCGUUAUUAAAGAUCCUUUGAAAAAGUUAAGAUCACCGUUUUUGUAUUUUGUAGUAAAUUUAGCAGUAAGUGAUCUCAUCGUAGGAAUGGUGACUAUGCCUAUCUCUGUGUAUACGCAUAUCACCGAAGCCCUGGUCAUUUUGGAGAAAUAUCCGCUACUACGACGUACACUGCAUUUAUCGUUCUUUAUUUCAGUAAGUGCAAGUAUUUUGAAUUUAAUGGCUCUCUCCAUUGACAGGUACAUUACCAUCACAUUUCCUUUAAAACACAAAAAAUAUUUGUGCUGGAAGAGAUGCUGGGCUAUAUCGGCUGGAAUAUGGCUGUUUUCGUUGACCGUACCUUUUGCUUACAUUAAAAUUGGAUUUAUUGAUUAUUUACUGGUGUUUACAAACUAUGGUAUUAUUUUAACCUUCAUUAUUCUGGUGAUUACCUAUGUUCGAAUAUACAGAUUUCUUCGAAUACAAACUGCUAAAAUGAAAAAGCAACUCCGAAUAACAUCUUCAUCGGUGGAAGAUUCUCAUCUGGAUCGAUGCAUGGUGGAAAGAAAAGUCACUCGUGUCUUCAUUACCAUUCUUGCUAUUUUCAUUGCCACAUAUAUACCAGCAACAAUAAUGAUUUAUAUCUUGCAAUAUUGUAAAACCUGCGAUUGUACAUUCCGCCAUUAUUUACGAGAUCUGCAGUUUUUACUGAUUUCAUUAAAUAGUUGCUUAAAUCCAUUCAUAUAUCUACUACGAUUUCAGCCGUUCCAAGAAUCCACCGAACGUAUUUACCGUUCAUUUAAACAACGUUUUGGUAAUCUGUCGGAAACUACAGAUGGUGGUGAUAGAGUUACACGUAACAGUUGCACCCAGUUGUCAAAUCUAUCGAACAUAGCAGAAAACAGUACUUGAUGAUUUUGUUUACUUUAAUUAAACUCAAGGAAUAACAAGAAAGAAUUUUUUUAUAAACAAAAUUCCCUUUUUUUCUGUUACAUAGGAAUAUUUACUUGAAAGAUGUUAAAACACGUAGAAAAAUCCGCUUUUUAACAUUUUCAACGAAAUGGAUAACAUCGAUAACAAUGGUUAAUUCCCCUUGAAUUUGCCUUUACACAAGUUUAAAACAAAGCAAAUACAUUCCCUGUGAUUUUGAAGCCGCUACAGUAAAUUUAAACUGUCAUCGUUUUAUCACAUGAUUUGUUCUAGCCAAUUAGAAAUGUACACAAAGGUUUUAUAAAAUACAUAAUACAAUUCUUAUGUUUUAUAGAUGCUGUUAUAGAAAAUU